Molecule: messenger RNA, 2172 nt
Organism: Cladocopium goreaui
Lineage: Eukaryota; Dinophyceae; Suessiales; Symbiodiniaceae
Source: the annotation of a GenBank genome assembly
AUGGCUCUUUUUCCGCAAGCCUGUCCGAGCUGUUCUGUGCUUUCUGUAGGAUCAAGAUGUUCCCGGCCUGGGUCUUCAUUCGAUUCCAAUCCUUCACUGCCGAUGGGCUCCAACCCAACUCUGAGAAGUGCAAGAAGUGCAAGAAGUCCGGGGUCUAGCAGAUCCCCUCUGUUUACAGCAGCCACAACUGGACUGCCCUUAUUGGCAGCUGCACUUUGGAGGCGACGCGCACGAGCACGAAGUUCAAUUGUUGGCUUUGCUGCCAAUAUCAAUCUGGAGGCAGGUGAGAAAGUUGUUGGGAUCGACCUGGGCACCACCAACUCUGCAGUGGCAGCCCUAGAAGCGGGAAAGGCUACAGUCAUUCCUGGGGCCGAUGGUGGUCGAACCACGCCCAGCGUUGUUGCAUACAGCAAGACUGGGGAAAUGUUGGUUGGACAAAAAGCCAAGCGGCAGGCGGUGGUGAAUCCAGGUAACACUUUUUCGUCCGUGAAGCGUUUCAUUGGACGAUUGAGGAGUGAAGUAGAAGAGGAAGCUGCUGAGGUUUCCUACAGAGUAGCAGACCCCUCAGAUGUGCUCGGAGUCCGGAUACAUUGUCCUUACCUGGAGAAAGAACUCGCGCCAGAGGAAAUUUCUGCGCAAGUACUGAGAAGACUUGCAUCUGAUGCUGCAACGUACCUGUCAGCUGAUGUAAAAAAAGCUGUGAUCACAGUGCCAGCUUACUUUAAUGACUCUCAGCGACAGGCCACAAAAGAUGCUGGGGCGAUUGCAGGUCUUGAAGUGCUACGAAUAGUUAAUGAACCCACUGCCGCUUCUUUGGCCUAUGGCCUCGAGAUGCGAGAGAAUGAGACGAUCUUGGUAUUUGAUUUGGGUGGAGGCACCUUUGAUGUAUCAGUUCUGGUUGUUGGAGGCGGAGUUUGUGAAGUGCUUGCCACCAGUGGUGACACAAAGCUGGGCGGUGACAACUUUGACAAAUGCAUAGUUGAUUGGCUGGCGAACAAGUUCGCAUCCCGGGAGAGCAUAGAUCUUCGGAAUGAUCCACAGAGCUUGCAACGCCUGACAGAGGCUGCUGAAAAGGCCAAGAUAGAGCUCUCAAGCUUACUCUUCACAACGAUUUCUCUGCCCUUCAUAGCUGUUGACGACUAUGGCUCUCCUCUUCAGCUUGAGGAGGAGCUCAGUCGAAAGGAGUUCGAGAGCAUUUGCGCUCCGUUGCUGGAAAGACUAAAGGACCCUGUGCAGAAAGCGCUCAAAGAUGCUGGCUUAAGAUACCAGGAUCUGGAUGAGGUGGUGCUUGUUGGUGGUUCAACAAGAAUGUGUGCUGUACAAGAGCUUGUCCGCAAAUUAGUUGGUGGCAAGGAGUUGAAUCAGAGUGUGAAUCCUGAUGAAGUGGUUGCUAUGGGAGCGGCAGUUCAAGCUGGAGUUCUCGCAGGGGAAGUUAAGGACCUGGUGCUGCUUGAUGUGAUUCCCUUAUCUCUAGGAGUGGCUACUCAUGAUGGCCUCAGCUCAGUUUUCCUUCCCCGGAACACUCGUGUGCCAGUGAGGAAGACCAAGGUUUUCUCCACAGCCAAGGACAACCAGUCACUAGUGACUGUAGAGGUUGUUCAGGGCGAAUUCAAGAGAGCUUCAGAGAACAAAGAGCUUGGAGUGUUUCUUUUGGAAGGAAUUGGCGCAGCUCCAGCGGGAAUCCCUCAAAUUGAGGUGACAUUUGAUGUGGACAGCAAUGGAAUCCUCAGCGUUUGUGCCAUGGACAAAGCAACACGUCAGGAGAAACAAGUCACCAUCUCCGGAUCUUCGACACUGGCUCCAGAAGAUGUGCAAGAAAAAGUGAAGGAGGCCCGCCAGAAAGCUGAGGAGGAAGCUGCAUAUGUAGCAGUGACCAUGGUGAAGAACGAUGCAGAAUCAGCUGCAUUUGCAGUUGAGCGGCUCUUGAGGGAUCAAUCCAAGAAGCUGAAACCAGCCAAGGUUGAGGUCCUUGAAUCAAAGCUUCUCCUGGCGAGAGACCUGCUAAAAGAAGAGCCAGUCAACACUGAACUUCUGAAGGAGGUCACCGAGGAUCUUCGUACAGAAGUCAGGGACAUCGUCAAGCGCAAGGUUGAGGAAGCUUAUGAUGUAGAACAAGGCUUUGUGGCCGGAGAGGAGGGUGAAGAGAAGAAGCGAAAGCGAGCAGCUUUGUAG